ACACAUCCAGUAUGGUUAGCUUUCAUCUGGAGUUGUGUUUCUGUCCGACUGAGAGAUUUAAAUGGGACCUGUGAUGUUUUUCAUUGUAUCUGUCAUAUCUAUGUAUGUUACAAGGUCAGGUGUUUAUGUAUAAUGUGGCCAAAGUAUUGAAUAAUGAGGUAAAAGUAGGUAAAAGCUGCAUUUUAAAUAGCUCAUAAUAUGAUUUGUGGGUUAUUGUCUUUCCUUUAUUGCAUUAUGUAGUUUUCUGUGCGUGUAAAAGUCAAUUUUCUGUCAUUUGGAAAAAGAGAUGAUGACUUGUACGAGACACUGUUUAAAUCAUUUAUGUGUUUAAAUAUAAUUCAUUUUAUUUUAUUCAUGUCAUCAGUGUUGACUGUCACAUCUGUUUGUGUGUCGGGGCAGAUCCCUCCUUCUCUGUGGCUGCCUGCCUGAAAAACAAACAAAAAAGAAAACUACAAAAGCCAUAAAUCAGGUAGGACAGGGACACUUCAGCCCCUGCAGUAACCGAGCCCGGCUGUGGACGAAGAAUGUCGGCCCACUGAAAUAGCCGCCUGCAUCAAGAGGUUGAUGGGAGUGAGAGAAGUGUCCAUACAGCCAAAACAACGAGCUGAAAGGAGCUAAAGCGCUCUGUAGCACUGAGAGGAGCUGCGGUGUCGGGUGGUUACUCUCAGUGGGUUCACCACUAUGAGGGGAUGCCUUUCACACUGGCCAGAUUCAAGAUCCAUGAUUAAUUCAACAAUAUUGAUCAGUGCCACUUUAAAGUCUUGGGUUGCCCUCACCUCCCCCUCCACUUCCCUCCAGAUGUGCCCCCACUGGUGUCAUCCCUCUCUCCCUCUCUCUCUCUCUCUCUCUGUCUCCAAAGCGGAUGUGAGCUUCUACUUUUUCUUGCAAAAGACGGACAACUAACAUCCGAACACACGCCUGUGUGUGCGUUUCCUGCUUUAAGGGAAGAAAAGGAGCUCUGAACUGCACAAUCAUCAAAAAAAAAAAAAAAAAAAAAAAAAAAAUCCCAGCACAGUGACUCAGUAGGUUGAAACCAGCCGACUUGGUGAGCGGACGGAGUGUGUGUGUGUGUGUGUGUGAUCCGGGGCUCCUCCAGCAGGGCAGCGCAGUCUCAGCCCGCCGUCGUCCUUUCCCCCUCCACAUCGCGCAGCAGUGUACCUUUAAAAGGUUGAACUCGGCAGCCUGCGAGCACCGGAUUGUUUUCCCCCAGCUCGGCUCAGCUGUAGCCACCUUCCAGCAGUGACAUGGCACAGAGGCGGUGAGCAGCCAGCAGCAGCAGCAGCAUCCUGCACCAUGGACGCUCGCACCGCACAGCCGAGGCGCAGCGGAGCCCUCGCCGCGCUGGACACGACGCUGCUGCCCGUGUGGAUCCUGCUGAGCGCCGUGUCGGGAGGACUGAAGGCGGAGGACGACGCGAUGGAGGAACUCGCCACCGAGAAGGAGGCUGAGGAAAGUCACCGACAGGACAGCGUUAAUCUGCUGACGUUCAUCUUGCUGCUGACCUUAACCAUUCUCACCAUCUGGCUCUUCAAGCACAGACGGGUCCGUUUCCUCCACGAAACCGGACUGGCAAUGAUUUACGGUCUGCUGGUAGGUGUGAUCCUGCGUUACGGCAUCCCUGCCACCAGCUACCACAACAAGACGCCCCCGAGCUGCUCGCUGAAGGAAGGACCUGUCAGCACCCUGCUGCUUAAUGUCAGUGGCAAGUUCUUUGAGUACACCCUCAAAGGGGAGAUCAACUCCAGGGAGAUUCAUAACGUGGAGCAGAACGAUAUGCUGCGAAAGGUGACGUUCGACCCUGAAGUGUUCUUCAACAUAUUGCUGCCUCCGAUCAUUUUCCACGCCGGGUACAGUCUGAAGAAGAGAAACUUCUUCAGGAAUCUUGGCUCCAUUCUAACCUAUGCAUUUCUUGGCACUGCCAUCUCCUGUUUUGUUAUUGGGAAUCUGAUGUACGGCGUGGUCAAGCUGAUGCAGGUGGUCGGACAGCUCACCGACAAGUUCUACUACACCGACUGCCUUUUCUUUGGUGCCAUCAUCUCUGCCACAGACCCAGUGACGGUGUUGGCCAUCUUCAACGAGCUCCACGCAGACGGAGACCUCUACGCUCUGCUGUUUGGAGAAAGUGUUAUGAACGACGCGGUGGCCAUUGUGCUCUCAUCGUCGAUUGUGGCUUACCAGCCCGCUGGAGCGAACACACACAUGUUCGACGCCUCGGCCUUUUUCAAGUCAGUCGGGGUUUUCCUGGGUAUUUUCAGCGGCUCUUUUGUGAUGGGGGCAGCCACGGGAGUCGUCACCGCUCUCGUCACCAAGUUCACCAAGCUGCACUGUUUCCCGCUGCUGGAGACGGCCCUCUUCUUCCUCAUGUCCUGGAGCACCUUCCUGCUGGCCGAAGCCUGCGGGUUCACAGGUGUCGUGGCCGUGCUGUUCUGCGGCAUCACGCAGGCUCACUACACCUACAACAACCUCUCUGAAGAGUCCACAAAACGCACCAAGCAGCUCUUUGAGGUGCUUCACUUCCUGGCUGAGAACUUCAUCUUCUCCUACAUGGGUCUGGCUCUGUUCACCUUCCAGAACCACAUCUUCAGUCCGAUCUUCAUCAUCGGGGCUUUUAUUUCCAUAUUCAUCGGAAGAGCUUUCAACAUUUACCCGCUGUCCUUCCUCCUCAACCUCGGCAGAAGGCACAAGAUCAAGGGAAACUUCCAGCACAUGAUGAUGUUUGCAGGUCUGCGGGGGGCGAUGGCGUUCGCCCUGGCCAUCCGAGACACCGCCACCUACGCCCGCCAGAUGAUGUUCACCACCACGCUGCUCAUCGUCUUCUUCACCGUCUGGGUGUUCGGCGGGGGGACGACACCGAUGCUGUCCUGGCUUCACAUCAGGGUCGGUGUGGACCCGGAUCAAGACCAGCAGCCUUGUGGCGACAGCUUCCAGGUCUUACAAGGGGAUGGCCCCCAGGCUGAAGGACAAAGUAAAACCAAACAGGAGAGCGCGUGGCUCUUCAGACUGUGGUACACCUUCGAUCACAAUUACCUGAAGCCCAUUCUGACACACAGCGGACCACCUCUCACCUCCACUCUGCCCGCCUACUGUGGACCGCUGGCGAGCUGUCUGACCAGCCCGCAGGCGUACGAGAACAACGAGCAGCUGAGGGACCACGACUCUGACCUCCUCCGUAACGACGGCGACCUGACCUUCAUGUUUGGCGACACCGCCAUCACGGCCAAUGGGGCGUCCGGCAGCGGAGGGGACGCGGCGGGAGGGUCGAGCUGGAGCGCGAACGGCAAAAGGAGCGGCAGCACCUCAGAGGAAGCGCUGGAGCAUGAGCUGGACUCCCGCGAGCAGGAGCUCCUGAGCCGCGGCACGCGCCUGGUUUUCCCCAUCGAGGAUCAUGUCUGACCCUCCCCCUUUCCUUUUUCCUCAAACCGCCCUGACCUUCACCCCAGAACGCCUCAGCUCUCUCUACAUCCUGUAGGGCAGAGCGUCCAGUCCUUCAGAGAUAAGACAGAGUGCAGAUGUGGUUGUUGACAAAAAAAAAAGGGAGGGUUCAGAGCAACUCUGAGCUCCAGUCCGGCCCGCGAACAGAGCUCAAGGAGCAAUUCAUCGUCAUUACAGAGCUGGACGUGGAGAUGAACUCUUCAUGCGCUUAUACUGUUUUUCAGUCGUACUGAUUUCCCUCUGCAUAAACUGGAGGGAAACCUUUCAAUGCGGGAUGAGAGGACAAAACAUCCUCAUGCGAGAUGCACUUUUGAACAUGUGACACUGUGUAUGUUCAGCUGGAGUUGUAAAGUUGCCUGGCAGCCCUCUGUGGCACGAGUUCGUCUUCACACCACACCAGUCGAGCGCUGAGAGAAACCAGCGUGGUUUCUUCUUCUAGACGCUCACAUGAGGCCAAACACUCACCAAAAAAAAAAUAUUAAAAAAACCCAAAAAACUCUUCAACAGAUCAAACAGAAAGAGCUCUCUGUUAAAUGUGCGCCAUUCAUCCGAAGCUGCUAACAGACCAGUGUUUGGUGUGUUUGUGAGGACGCCCUCUGUUUUACACAAAAGCAUCUAUGUGGAGGAGAUGGAGGAGCGCGAGAGGAGCGCGGAGACGGCCAGUGAAUAAGUUGCGCUCUUUUCUCCGUCGCCACAGCCUGUCAUGGCUGAAGUAACAGGGGUGAAGAAUGUGAGCAUGUAAAUAGCGACAAUGCUGAGCUUUGUUCCUCUCUAGUGGGGCUGCUUCUAUCAGUGCUUUACAUCCCCGUGACUGUUACUAAUAGCACCUGUGGAUCUUGUUUUUACGUCGGUCCGGGUCUUUUAUGUGUGUUUGGCAGGUCUUCACAAUCAUAACACGAAUAACGAAUGAAAGUUUUAUGAUGCUAAUAAUGUUUUUUCUCAUGAUUUAAUGCUGAUUCCCCAAAAUUUUAGAAAAGACCGAUGUGAUAUGUUCAUCCGAUGUGGGCUGGUCUUCAUCAUUCAUGUUAAAACUCUUUAUUUUCCUCUGAUUUUAGAAGAUCAGAUGCGUUCAUGGAUGUUGGGUUGCAACUGACAAUAAUUAUAAUGAUCAGUUCAUCAGCUGAUGAUGAUUUCUCAACUAACUUAAUUAAUCAUUAAGUCUAUAAAAUGUAAGGAGGUAUAGAAAAAUUCUUCACCACAGCUCAAGCUAAUGUUUGCCAAAUUGCUUGUUUUAUUUAAUCAAUAGUCCAAAGUUUCCUGCUAUAUAUGAGAAAGAACAGCAGUGAAUCCUCACAUUGAUGAAGCUGGAACCACUGAUGCUUUUGACAUUUUGGCAUGUAUCUUUUUUUUUUUUUUUUUUUUUUGUUUUGUUUUUUUGUCGACUGAAUAAUCAAUUAACUCUAAGCUUAAGUGUUUCAGUUUUUUCAUGUGACACUCAAAAUCUCCAACCACUGAUAAGUGCUAACACAAGAGCUGAGAGAGCAGCGCUCACACUCUCCCACGGUGUUCACACGUUUAGUUCCCCCGUAUAUUAACCUCAAACAGCUGUUGAAUCUAUCAGCAUUUUAGUCAGAAUGACGAGGCUCGUUCAUCUCAUAUAUCACCAAUACAGAGGCAAAUUAGAGGGAUAUUUUGUAAAGUUAGUGUCUCACAUGUUGUACCUGAUUCUCAGUCUAACCUGAAAUAUGUAUUAAAGGUGCAAUAUGGAAGAAAAAUAGCUUAAAACAUUCAAAAAUUCUCUACAGUUUUGUCAAAGACGUCCAUGUACUGGGUAGCAUGCUAACCAGCUAGCUCCCGGCCUCAAACACGCUUUCUUACAGCGAUACACAGCUGCUGUGUGUAAACACAACCACUCCCCUGGUAGUCCGGCUAGCUGCAAGGCUAACCGAGCUAUCAAGCUAACUUUAGCUAAAAUAAUGGAUGUACAGUUAGCAGCAGUUAGUUGUUACUCUGGGAUGUGCUGCCCUUAUUUGUUGGGAUGAAUUCAAAGUGGCCUAUUCUUAAGUAUUGUUUUGUUUUUUAACGAACAUAAAAAGAAAGAAAAGAAGAAAGCAGUAGUGAAACAUUUUGGCAAAUCCCAGUCUGUUUUGAAAGUCUCUGUCUGUAUAAAGCUACAGACAGUAGCAUGAUUAGCUUAGCGUAGCAUUAAGACAGCCUAGCCUAGUUCAGUCUGAAGGUAACAAACUCCUCCAACCAGGACCUACACACUAGCUAAUUAAUACAUCUAGUUUGUCUAAUCUUUAACAAUACCUAAAGAGAAAAAAUGGAGGAGAAAAAAAAGAUUUCAGCUAGUUGUUUAUCCUUUGUGCCAAGCUAACCUAACAGGCUUCUGGCUGUAGCUUCAUAUUUACCUUUCAAACAGGAGAGCGGUAUCAGACUUUCUCAUCUAAUUCUCUGACAGGAAGCUAUCAAUCUUAUUUCCCAUAAUAUUAAACAAUUGCUUUUAACUCGCUGCACCGCCACAACACAUUACAUCAACAGUCACUUCCCUUAGAUUUGAUUACAAGAACCAAGAACAUGUGUUUUUCUGAUAAUGAAGUGUACUGAUAACAAUCAGGAACACAUGUGUUCCUCUUUAAGAGUUUUAAAGGUGCAGUGUGUCAAAAUGUUGGUUUAAAACAUUGGAUAUGUACUAAGAUGAUCAAAGACAUCUAUUUAUUGUGUUGUCUACUGCAGAUAACAUGCUAACCAGUUAGCCCUGGGCCUGAAUACCUCUUUCUCCCAGUGGUCCAAAGCUCCUGUAGUGUAGUAGUCCAGCUAACUGCGGGGCUAACUGAGCUACCAAGCUAAUGGUAGCUACAGCCAGGGAUGCAUACACAGAGUACAUUCAGCAGCAGUUGAUGUGCUGCCAGGAGUGUGACUUCAACAGGUGGCCAGUUCUUGGAUAUUGCACCUUUGACAGUAAGAUAAUAUCACCCUCCUCCAGUUUCCGUUUUGACACCUCAUUACAUCAUCAUGCUCUCUCAACACGAGAUCGAUUCUUGUGGUUGCAGCAGGCGGCCCAGUUUCCUCCUAGAUGCACGAAACAAUCUGAAAUGAAAUAACCGGUUAAAGACUGAACUGCCAUGUGAGAAGUGCUCGAUACGCGACGGUGACCUCGGGCUUCUGGAUUUCACCCACUUGCGUUUGUCUCUGUUGGUCAGACAUUUUCCACAACAGACCGCUGAACAGUAUUGUUGUGUGACAGGUUGACUGGCAUCACUCCACGUGAGCUGUAGGGAUGUUUUAUUAUUUAUACUACACUGAUUACUCUUUGGAGAUCCCCUGACCAAAUCUCCUCUCUUGUUUAAAGUAUGUACAUGGAGUUCCUCCUCCACAGCAUGAUUAUGAGAGGAAAAAAUUCAUCAUCUGCAGAUUUUUUUUUUCUUCCCCCCCUUCAAGAUGCUAUACUUAGCUCUCAUCCAAUAAAUGUAAAUAGUAGCAUAUUAACUGGCAGUCUGCUGGCUCCAUUGUUUACUGUCACCAGACCUCUUCAGGAGCAGCUGGUGGAACCAACAUCUCUCUCUCUGGGAGUGAGACAUUUUUUUUCAGUUUCUUUUCUGCCAGUGUUUUUGUGUUCCCUCCACCGUGUCUAGACGUCUGAACUGCGUCGCAUUUUAAAUUCACCACACAGCACGUGUCGCUCCUCUGUUUUCUCCCCUCCACUGCACACAAAGAGGGCUGCUGCCUUCACCUGCAGACGAGUGCAGGUGUGAGAGGCUCAGUUUGUAAAUUAAAUCUGCGGAUUUCACCCGAGGGAGAGGCCACGCACAAGUUCUCUGUCUCAUCUGGGAUCUCCAAGAGGAAAUGAAUCUAGUUAUGUAAGCUGUAGCCACGCUGUGUUCACUGUGGGUCAUUUAGCGAGGAGUGAGGAGUAAUAUGAAGCUGUGCUCUCUGUCUAACAUCUCACUUUUUUUUUUUUUUUUUAAGACAGUCUGAAGCUUGUCUGUGUCGAGGGCAUUAAAAUCGUCUGAGCGAACCAUUUCUUCCACAAGGACCGAUGCUCACAUCACAUAGAUGCACCUUCUACAUACAGUAUAACUUACAGCAGAUAUGUUGUCUCUGGAUUAUGCAUUAAAAAAAAGAAGAAAAAUGUGAUUUUUUUUUUUUUAUCAUUCCUGCUGUAUCAACUAACAUAAGUGCAGAAAAAGACCAAACAAGAACUCGCAUUUGUCGACAUGUUUUUUUCUUGGACGCCCUCUGUGGACGGACGACAUCAUGGCCGUCCUCACCGGCGGCUGCAGGCAAACAAAAACGAGCAGAGUUUUGGCACUUUACCUCAAGCAGAGGACACUUGCGGGACUCUUAUAUAACCUUCAUGUGCACUCUAUCUCCAGACUGUUGUGCUGUCAGUUGUCUUCGCUGGCUAUAUUUACAUGCUCUCUGUACCUGAGAAAUAUGAGAUGUAGCUCAAUUGUCAGUAUGUGCACCUGUUGUAGUAGCAACUGGCUGCCUGGUUCUACCUGCCAUGAUCUGCAUGUCAUCAUGUUAAUAAAAAUCGUCAAAUUAUGA
Messenger RNA from Acanthopagrus latus (yellowfin seabream), 7923 nucleotides. RefSeq names its product solute carrier family 9 member 7 (gene slc9a7). Gene Ontology annotation, cellular component: membrane; recycling endosome. Gene Ontology annotation, molecular function: sodium:proton antiporter activity. The transcript has 16 exons. The record is from RefSeq and is a predicted model, not a curated record. Lineage: Eukaryota; Metazoa; Chordata; Actinopteri; Spariformes; Sparidae. Gene Ontology annotation, biological process: sodium ion transport; proton transmembrane transport; regulation of pH. The coding region runs from base 1294 to 3393 and encodes 699 amino acids.